Messenger RNA from Dendrobium catenatum, 1251 nucleotides. RefSeq names its product protein translocase subunit SECA2, chloroplastic-like. The transcript is spliced from 10 exons. Bases 108 to 1073 code for a protein of 321 amino acids. The record is from RefSeq and is a predicted model, not a curated record. Gene Ontology annotation, molecular function: ATP binding; ABC-type protein transporter activity. Gene Ontology annotation, cellular component: chloroplast envelope; membrane. Lineage: Eukaryota; Viridiplantae; Streptophyta; Magnoliopsida; Asparagales; Orchidaceae. Gene Ontology annotation, biological process: protein import; protein targeting.
CUAUCAAUAAUUUUAUUUCACAAUUUUAUAUGAGUUGCAUUUUUGUCUUUGUUGUGUAGCUUCGUGGUAGGGCUGGCAGACAAGGUGAUCCUGGUUCAACAAGGUUUAUGGUGAGUUUACAGGAUGAGAUGUUUCAGAAGUUCAAUUUUGAUACGGAGUGGGCUAUAAAGCUCAUAUCAAAGAUAACAGAUAACGAGGACAUACCAAUUGAGGGUCGUGCAGUUGUAAAACAGCUUUUGGACCUUCAAGUAAAUGCAGAGAGAUACUUUUUUGGAAUAAGAAAGAGCCUUGUUGAGUUUGAUGAAGUCUUGGAGGUACAAAGAAAGCAUGUCUAUAAUCUGCGGCAAUUGAUACUGACAGGAGAUUCUGAGAGCUGCCGACAACAAAUUUUCCAGUAUAUGCAAGCAGUUGUUGACGAAAUUGUACUUAGUAAUUCUGAUCCAAAUAAGCAUCCUAGCAAUUGGAACUUGGGAAAGCUUUUUAGGGAAUUUAUUCAGAUCGGUGGAGAAAUUCUGAAUGAAUACUUUGCAGAGAUCAAAGCGGACGAUUUAUUAUCAUCGCUUGAACAUGUUUAUGGUGUGAACUCUAUAGAGGUUGAUACUUUCUCCCUGCCCAACUUACCAGUGCCACCAAAUGAUUUCACAGGCAUACGCAAGAAAGUUUCUUCAUUGAGACGUUGGUUUGCCAUUUGUGCUGAUGAUGCAGCAAAGAAAGGAAGGUACCAAGUAACUGCCAAUCUUCUUCGCAAGUAUCUUUCAGACUUUUUGAUUGCUUCGUAUUUAGAACUAGUACAUGAAUCUGGUUUUGACGACACAUAUAUUCAGGAAGUGGAGAGAGAAGUAAUGCUGAAAAGUCUUGAUCGAUUUUGGAGAGACCACUUGAUAAACAUGAACAGGCUUAGUUCAGCGGUGAACGUCAGGAGUUUUGGGCAUAGAAAUCCGCUGGAAGAGUACAAAAUAGACGGGUGUCGUUUUUUUAUCUCAAUGCUCAGUGCAACAAGAAGACAAACUGUUGAAUCCUUGCUGCAAUAUUGGUCAUCGUCGGUGGAAUCUGAAGAGUUUGUUACACCAUAAUAUUGGUUUUGCAUAGGCAUUAAAGAACCGUUUCUCUAUAGUUUGUUCAAGAACAUAAAUUAAUUUUCUGCCGUUUCUGCGUCAUUCUUGUUUUUAUGGUGAUUGAUAUUUAGUCUACUUACUUUAGAUAUGUACUAGAAACCACCCAAUAAUACAAAAUCUUUACCAUUUUCCCUCU